Messenger RNA from Dimorphilus gyrociliatus, 1819 nucleotides. Lineage: Eukaryota; Metazoa; Annelida; Polychaeta; Dinophilidae. The record is from the annotation of a GenBank genome assembly.
UAUGAAAACUUUUCACUUAGUAAGCAAACUCUCUUUGCAGUUGAUAUUUUUCCUAAUAGCAUUCAAUUUUGAUGAAACGACUCAACUGAAUCUUCUGAAUGAUAUCCCAGAAAUAAGAGAUAAUCUAAAAGAUAUUAACAUCGGGGUGUUAUCUGCACUGACUCAACCGACUGGCAAUUUACAAUGUAAUAACUCGCAAUAUGCAAUUAACCCCAGGUUUCUACAGAGUUUAUACUUUUUAGAACAAGGUAUAAGCGAAUUUAACAAGAAUAAAGAACACUUCUUCAACUUUACUAUUGGAUACGUUUUUAUGGAUACUUGUAAUACUAUUGGAGAAUCAAUUGAUACAUCUCUUAAGCUCAUACCAAAAAAUGAUGAAGUUUACUGUAUAAAUAAUUCAAGUGAAACUGAUUAUUUCAAAGUCCAGGCUGUUAUUGCUCCUACCAGCAGUUCGGAGUCAGUUAUAUAUUCGCCUAUUCUCAGUAGAUAUCGCAUUCCUCAUAUGAGUCCUUUAGCAACUAGUGACGAUUUAAGCGAUAAAGAACGCUUUGGAUACUUUUCUCGUAUAGUAAGUCCUAAUAAAUUUCAAGCCGAUGCUCUAAUUGAUUUUAUUAUCAAUUUUCAAUGGAAUUAUAUUUCACUUUUGUACGUUGAAGGUCCAUAUGGUGAAAAUUUAGCCAAAGUUUUUCGAAAGAAUUCAGCCAAAAAGGGUAUUUGUAUUGCCAUCGAUGAAAUGAUUUCUUUAGACAAUCCUAUUGGUGAUAUAACAAGAGCAAUAGAAAAUAUUCAAUCCAUUAACAAUGCCGAAGUUAUAGUGACAUUUCUAGAACAAAGAGAAACUCAACUAUUUUACGAACAUUUUAGUAAAUCAACUGUUAAUAAUAAAAGGAUAAUACUUGCUUCCGAUGGAUUGAGUCUAUUUCAAAUUCCUUCAAUUUAUAAGUUAAGAGCGAUAAGGACUUUUGGUAUUACACUCCAAUAUACUCCAUUCCCCAAUUCAAGGUCUAUUCUACAAAACAUAAGUCCUCAUACAAAACCCGAUUUGAUCUAUCUACGAAAAUAUUGGUCAAGAAUCUUUCAAUGUUCAUGGAAUACAACAAACUCUAAAUUACCUUUAUGCGAUCCGAAAGCAAAUUUAAGCCAAAUAGAUUUUCAAGUGUCGGGCGAUUCACUGGAAUAUGACUGUUUAACAAUAGUAGUUCAGGCAAUGAAAAAUGUUAUUCGUAAAUAUUGCCCUUCUGUUUCCCGUAGUGACGUACAUCAGUGUCUGUCUGGAGAAAGGCUUUUAAAAGAGAUACGAACUGGUUCGUUCAAUACAACUCUUGGAAAUAUACAGUUUGAUAAAAAUGGGGAUGUUUACGGUGGAUAUAAUCUCGUUCAAUAUACUCACAACGGUAAAUGGAAUGUUGUCGGUCGUUGGAGCAGGGAGAAGCCUGGCGUAGAACCUCUCGAAAAAAUCAUAUGGCCAGAAUCAUAUGUUCCAGUUUCAGUGUGCAGCAAGCCAUGUCCACCAAAGCAUUAUUUUAUCCAAAAGGCGGUGGUAUGUUGUUGGGACUGUCGGAAGUGUCGAAACAAUGAAAUCGUUAUUGACAAUCGGACUGGAUGCGAAGAGUGUCCCGAGUUUUUUUGGCCAGAUAGAGAAGCGUUGGAAUGCGUGGCUAUAGAAGCUGACUACCUAAAGUGUGAAAAGAAGAGAAAAGCUAAUACGAGCAUCAUCACUUCCUCUGACAUCGAUUAUUCUAUUCGCAAUAAAGUUGAGUUUAUUGACAACGUUUUUCUUUCUGAUGAAGCCAAGCGAUGGAAUUUGUGGAGUGAAUAG